AUGACUACUGCCCAUAGACCAACCUUUGAUCCGGCGCGCGGCAAAGAGGCCCUCCGCGGCCCGGCCUACCACCAGCGCCUCCAACCCGCCCACACGCAACUCAAGUUUCGGCAGGCCGGUCAGGGUGGCGAUGCCGACGACGAGCCCUCGCGCGAUCUCGCGGCCGAGCUGCUUGCCGCUGAAGCAGCCCACUUUUCCAAGAAGAAGGGCGCGCGCGUCCCCGCCGACGAAGACGACGACCACGACCAGGACAAGGAGAGCGCGUCUGCCGGCGCGGCAAAGAGACCGCUGCCGCUGGCUGGCGACGGAGAAGAGGACCCCGAGGCGAAGCGGCGGCGGAUACUGGAGGAAACGAGGGACAUUGAUGCCGAUGACAGCAGCGACGACGGGGACGGGGACGGGGACAGCGACGACGACAGUGAGGAUGACGAGGACGCAGAGCUGCAGAGGGAACUGGAGCGGGUGAGGCGGGAGAGGGAGGAAAAGAAGAGGCGCGAGGAAGCGGAACGGGCAAAAGAGGAAGAGGAAGCGCGGGAGAGGAGCAUCGCCCUGGGGAAUCCGCUUCUCAACAAGCAGGACUACACGAUGAAGAGGCGGUGGGACGACGACGUCGUGUUCAAGAACCAGGCGCGUGGGACGGAGGAGAGGAACAAGAGGAAGGAAUUCGUCAAUGACAUGCUGCGGUCUGAUUUCCACAGACGCUUCAUGAGCAAAUACGUCCGGUAG
Metarhizium album ARSEF 1941 is the source of this 726-nucleotide messenger RNA. RefSeq names its product Cwf15/Cwc15 cell cycle control protein. Bases 1 to 726 code for a protein of 241 amino acids. Gene Ontology annotation, biological process: mRNA cis splicing, via spliceosome. The record is from RefSeq and is a predicted model, not a curated record. The transcript is spliced from 4 exons. NCBI's taxonomy places the organism in Eukaryota, Fungi, Ascomycota, Sordariomycetes, Hypocreales, Clavicipitaceae. Gene Ontology annotation, molecular function: RNA binding. Gene Ontology annotation, cellular component: catalytic step 2 spliceosome.